Molecule: messenger RNA, 1853 nt
Organism: Phascolarctos cinereus (koala)
Lineage: Eukaryota; Metazoa; Chordata; Mammalia; Diprotodontia; Phascolarctidae
Gene: DDX49
Product: DEAD-box helicase 49
Cellular component (GO): cytosol
Molecular function (GO): ATP binding; RNA helicase activity; nucleic acid binding
Source: RefSeq, a predicted model, not a curated record
ACCGGUGCGGGAGGAGCUUCUCGGGGGAGGCUUUGGUUCUCGUCAGGAGCCGGCGGGGGCUGCGGCUGUGGUGGAGGAGGAGGAGGGAGGAGGCUGCAGCAGCGGCAGCGGCGGCGGAGGAGCCAUGGCCGCCUUCGCCGAGCUGGGGCUGGCGUCGUGGCUCGUGGCGCAGUGUAAACAGCUGGGCCUGAAGCAUCCCACGCCUGUGCAGCAGAACUGCAUCCCUGCCAUUCUGGAGGGUCGAGACUGCAUGGGAUGUGCCAAGACAGGCAGUGGUAAGACCGCUGCUUUUGUUCUGCCCAUUCUGCAGAAGUUGUCUGAAGACCCCUUUGGCAUUUUCUGUCUUGUGAUCACGCCCACCAGGGAACUGGCCUAUCAAAUUGCUGAGCAGUUCCGUGUCCUUGGGAAGCCAUUGGGUCUGAAGGACUGUAUCAUCGUUGGAGGAAUGGAUAUGGUGGCCCAAGCUUUGGAACUAUCCCGUAAGCCCCACGUAGUCAUCGCGACACCAGGCCGCUUGGCCGAUCACCUCCGAAGCUCCAGCACCUUUAGCAUCAAGAAGAUCCGGUUUCUGGUGAUGGACGAGGCUGACCGGCUGCUGGAACAGGGCUGCACCGACUUCACCCAAGACUUGGAGGUGAUCUUUGAUGCGGCACCAGCCCGGCGACAGACACUCCUCUUUAGCGCCACCCUCACUGAAACGUUAAAGGUUCUUCGGGGAAUCGCUUCUAAUAAGCCCUUCUUCUGGGAGGCCCAGGCUGAGGUCCGCACCGUGGAGCAGCUGGACCAGCGCUACUUGCUGGUGCCUGAGAAGGUAAAGGAUGCCUAUCUUGUCCAGCUGAUCCAGACCUUUCAUGAUGAACAUGAAGACUGGUCCAUCAUCAUCUUCACCAACACAUGCAAGAGCUGUCAGGUAUUGAACAUGAUGCUGAGGAAAUUCAACUUCCCUUCUGUAGCUCUCCAUUCCAUGAUGAAACAGAAAGCUCGUUUUGCGGCUUUGGCCAAAUUCAAGUCUAGUGUUUACCGGAUCUUGAUUGCAACAGAUGUGGCAUCCCGAGGCUUGGAUAUUCCCACAGUGCAGGUUGUCAUUAACCAUAAUACGCCAGGCCUCCCUAAGAUCUACAUCCAUCGUGUAGGGCGGACUGCCCGAGCAGGGCGUCACGGCAUCGCCAUCACACUCGUGACUCAGUAUGAUAUACACCUGCUACAUGCCAUUGAGGAAGAGAUCAAGAAGAAGUUGGACGACUUCAGUGUGGAGGAGGCCAAGGUCCUCAAAAUCCUCACCCAGGUCAAUGUGGUCCGAAGAGAGUGUGAGAUUAAACUGGAGGCCACAGACUUUGAUGAGAAGAAGGAGAUCAAUAAAAGGAAACAGUUGAUCCUAGAAGGGAAGGACCCAGACCUGGAGGCCAAGAGGAAGGCAGAGCUGGCCAAGAUCCGGCAGAAGAAUAAGCAGUUCAAGGAGCGUGUGAUGCAGACAUUGCAGAGGCGGGCGGCCUUGAAACUGAAGAGGAAACGGCAGAAGCGGAAGAAGCAGCAGCAGGAGCAGCAGCAGCAGCAGCAGCAGCAGCAGCAGAAGCAGAAGCAGAAGCAACAGAAGCAGAAACAGAAGCAGAAGCAGAAACAGAAGCAGAGGCAGCAGAAGCAGCAGCAGCAGCAGCUGCUACUGAGAGCCAAGGGGAAGAAGUGAGGCCUGAGUCUCAGCCCCUGCCCCUGCCCAGAACAAACAUCUGGGACCAGCACCCUGGCCCCCACCCUUUGCACAGUGUUGGGAUGGGGCCAGAGCUAGAGGGUACCUGGCUGCAGCCACAGAUGUCCCUCUGACCAACUUACAAUAAAAAGGAUUGAGUUCUACAGUG